Messenger RNA from Drosophila navojoa, 1259 nucleotides. RefSeq names its product protein phosphatase 1 regulatory subunit 14B. Gene Ontology annotation, cellular component: cytoplasm. The record is from RefSeq and is a predicted model, not a curated record. Gene Ontology annotation, biological process: regulation of phosphorylation. Lineage: Eukaryota; Metazoa; Arthropoda; Insecta; Diptera; Drosophilidae. Gene Ontology annotation, molecular function: protein serine/threonine phosphatase inhibitor activity.
AGUUCAGUUUCAGUCUUUACAUGGUGCUCAUCGACUGCGCGUUGGACUCGAUUGAAUUCAUCUGACUUUGCCGCCUAUGAAAUUUUUAAAUAAAAACAGUUAAAUAAACACUUUGUCUCGUGUCGCGUACAUUUGGUGCGCCCGGUUGUUUAACAGAGUGUGAGCUGCUCCCCGUGUGUAAGCGUGUUUGUGUGCCUGUGUGUAUUGUGCUACUCCACACGGUCUCAGUGCGCCCUCAUUGUGCUCUCGUGCAAAUGAAAAUUUCAUUGAGCAGAAAGUAGCCGCAGAAAAGUGGAAAAUCCUAAAACAGCUAAAAAGCAAAAAUAAAUAAUUACAAAAAUCGCUGCAAGUGAAAUUAUUAAACAACGACUAAAUCAAUUGUGGAUGCACUGGAAAGCUGCCAAAGCAUUAAUAAGCAAACAAACUACGCCAAUUAAUCGUGCUCGCAGUUGCAGGUUCAAUAAACGCGGCACUGUUAAUUAAUCAUAAUACAAAGAGGAAGCGAUUGCAUUUAGCUCUUUGGAAAAUGCAGUGCGGACUGGAACAGAUGAACGACUGCGAGCGCUCGCCGAACCGAACAAAUCUGCGCGUCAACUUCAAUGAGAAGGGCUCCGAGGUCAAGGAGCGACGCGAAAAGUUUCUCACAGCCAAAUAUGGCUCACAUCAGAUGAGCCUGAUCAGGAAGCGUCUGGCCGUCGAAAUGUGGCUAUACGAUGAACUGCAGAAGCUCUUUGAUCCACCGAGCGAGGCGAUCGAUGUGGAUAUUGAUGAAAUCUUAGACAUGGACACAGACGACAUAAGAAGAUCUCAUCUUAUUAGAUUACUCGCAGUGUGCAAACGCCCGCAAUCGGACAUAUCGAAGUUCAUCAGCGAUCUGCUGGAUCGCGCAAAAACGCUGUAAACUGCGCUGUUUCUUCUAUAAAGAAUAUAAUAAUAAUUAUACAAAUAAUAAUAAAUAUUAAAAGAAAUCAUUGAAUUACAUACAUAUAUAUACUAACAUAUGAAAUGCAAGCGAAAUACAAUUUAAUUUUAAGUUUAGCCGCUUUAAGAUCCAAGAACAAAGAAUAAAACUUAUGCAAUUUAAUUAUAAUUUUACAAGAUUUUGCCCAAUUCUAUCUAUAGUUUUCCUUUUCAUAACUGUAUUUUCAAUGCUAAUUUCAAAGUCUAGACUUAAUUUAAAAACAAACACCGAUAAAAUGCAUCGUUAGCCAUAAGAAUGUUUGAAUCGUAAAUUCAUCAAUUUUGUGAUGAUAUUUCAU